AUGGAUCCCCUGGGCCUAGCAUCCCACCUUACUGGCCAAGAGUCUGGUGCCGUAGCCCUAAAUUUUGACUCUCCCAGCCAAGACUAUUUCUUCACUAGCCACGAGUUCGACUCUCUCUACCAAGAAUUGGACUUGGACUCUGUUAACGAAAAUCUUCUUCCUCAGUCCAUGACAGGCGCCAUGACAGGGACCUCUGAGUGCGCGUACGAACCACACCUGACCACCGAACCAGAGGAUCUCACAGAGGCCGAAAAGAAAGAGCUCAAAUCUGAGCUCACCAGAUUGGAAGCUGAAAUAGUAACCCUACGCCAUACGCUGGCCGCCAAAGAAAGACGCUGUGUGGAGCUCAAGAGGAAGCUGGGCCUCACGGCCUUGGUGGGGCUGAAGCAGAAUCUGUCCAAGAGCUGGCACGAAGUUCAGGUCUCCAACGCCUAUAUGAAACAGAAGACCUCAGCUGCCCUGUCUACCAUGGGCUCUGCCAUCUGCAGGAGGCUUGGAGACAUGAAGAAGUCGGCCACCUUCAGAUCCUUUGAAGGUCUGGUGGAGACAAUCAAGUCCAGAGUUGCAGGUGGCAGAGACCUUGACAGUGACUGCCCUCCUUCUUCAGCGGGGUGUGGGGAAGAUCCGCCCUUGGUUUCAGGGAACGGCGAUGGUCCAGUUCCAGGGAGUGUAGAUGAUCUGGUAACGGUAACUGGGGAUGACCCUCUUUCUUUUCUGGAGCAGGACUGA
Molecule: messenger RNA, 729 nt
Organism: Pteronotus mesoamericanus
Lineage: Eukaryota; Metazoa; Chordata; Mammalia; Chiroptera; Mormoopidae
Gene: TPD52L3
Product: TPD52 like 3
Exons: 1
Coding region: 1-729 (242 amino acids)
Cellular component (GO): cytoplasm
Source: RefSeq, a predicted model, not a curated record